CCGAGCGCAAGCCGGCCGGCCACCGCAACCACCCGUCCUCCCCUCCCCUCCCCUCCCCGUCCGUAAAACCCAACAAACACCAACAGGACUCGCUCCCAGUCCCAGUAACCAGCCAGCCACCACCCACCACCAAGAGAGGGAGAGAUGCCUCCUCCUCCUCCUCACUCCCUCGCCCCGCCCCAGCCCCAUGACCGCACCCACCACCACCAGCACUAGCGUACCAGCGAGCGGCGAGAGGGAGCGGGAGAGGGACGGCGGGUAGUGGCCGGGGGCCGCAUGGACCUGGGCGGGGUGCUGAUGGCGGCCGCGGAGGCGGGGGUGGGCGGAGGGGAGCUCGGCAUGCUCGGAUCUAGGCUGCUCAAGCACGGGAGGGCCAAUGCGGCGGCGGAGGCCGAUGAGCACGGCUGGGGCCUGGGCGUCAGGCCGGCCGCCAAGCAGGCCCGGGCCGCGGCCUCGGCCGGGGACAGCGACGCCGUGUCCGAGGCCGUCAGGGCGGCCGCGCCCUACCUGCUCGGCACCUGCAGCCCCGGGCACGGCCGGGAGAAGAUGCUCAGCUUCUCCUCCUCCCACUCGCAGCCGCCCUCCUGCCCCUCCGCCGCCGCCGCUCAGGCCGCGCUGCCGCUCUACUACGGCACGCCCGCUUCUUGCUCAGGGUUGAGCUCGGUGAGCUUGAGCGCCAGCAUCCAGGGCGCCAUGGCCAGGGUGAGGGGGCCCUUCACGCCGUCGCAGUGGAUGGAGCUGGAGCACCAGGCCCUGAUCUACAAGUACCUGGCGGCCAACAUCCCGGUGCCUCACAACCUCCUCGUCCCCAUCAGGCGGAGCGUCACCUCGCUCUACCCGUCCGCCUACUUUGGCUCCUCCACAUUGGGGUGGGGGCCUUUCCAGCUGGGCUACUCCGGGAACGCGGACCUGGAGCCCGGGCGGUGCCGCCGGACGGACGGCAAGAAGUGGCGGUGCUCCAGGGACGCCGUCGCCGACCAGAAGUACUGCGAGCGGCAUAUGAACCGGGGACGCCAUCGUUCAAGAAAGCAUGUGGAAGGCCAGCCUGGCCAUGCCGCGAAAGCGAUGCCUGCCACGGUGGCGGCUGCUGCGCAGCCCGGUGCUCUCGCCGCAGGUGGCUGCGGCGGAGCUACUGCUGGCGCCGCCAUCGGCCACGAGCAGCAGCCGAUGAAGAGCUACGCCGCCAACGCCAUUGAUCCUUGUUCACUGCAAUACAACAGGGAAAUGGUAAGCAAGCAGCAACAGGAGUGUGAACAAGUGCAGGACUCGGAUAGCCUCUCGAUGCUGACUUCCAUGAGCGCGAGGAACACAGCAGGCAGCAUGUUCCCGUUCUCAAAGGAGCAUCACAAUCACAAUCACAAUCACAAUCACAAUCCCUUCGAGGUGACGAGCUCGAGGCCGGAUUACGGGCUGGUCUCAUCCGACUCGCUGAUGACGAGCUCCCCUCACAGCUCCUUGGAGAACGUCAACCUGCUCACCUCGCAGCGAGCGCUCUCGAACGAGCAGCAGAGCUCGCUCUCCCUGCAGCACUUCGCGGACUGGCCGAGGACGCCGUCGCAGCAGGGGCAUGGCGGAGCGCUCUCAUGGCCGGACGCCGAGGACAUGCAGCAGGCUCAUCAGCGGACCCAGCUCUCGAUAUCCGCUCCAAUGGCGUCGUCCGACCUGUCGUCGGCCUCCACGUCCCCGAUCCACGAGAAGCUCAUGCUGUCGCCCCUCAAGCUGAGCCGCGAGUACAGCCCCAUCGGCCUCAGCAUCGCGGCCACGGCGGCGGCGAAGGAGGACGAGGGGGAGGCGAACUGGAUGCCGCUGUUCCGCGACUCGGCCAUGGGCGGGCCGCUGGGGGAGGCUCUGAACAAGAACAAUGGCGGCAACAUGGAGGCCAAGAACUACCUGUCGGCGUCGCUGAACCUCAUGACGGACGCCUGGGACUCGAGCCCGCUGGAGUCGUCCCCCGUGGGGGUGCUGCAGAGGACCGCCUUCGGGUCGGUGUCCAGCAGCACCGGCAGCAGCCCCAGGCAGGAAUACCACGGCGUGUAUGACGGUGUCCCGCGGGAUGAUCUCGGCUCCAUCGUCGUGAAUCACCCCAGCAUCCGGCUGAUGUGAGCUGCUGCUGCUUCUGAGUUCUGACCAUGGGAGCUGGAAGAAGGAGGCUGGCCGGCCGGCAACGAAGUCCGGCAAUGAACGAACUUGGGCAAGCCUUCUUCACGGACCUUGUUACAUAUCCAACAUCGUAUCCAGAAGCAUUUUACGUUGUGGCUUGUCAUUUGGGACUAAUCUGUUGUUGUCUUCUCUGCUUCUGGAUGUUGGGGUUUUCUAUUCCUUUUUCGAUGUAACCUUAGAAUUCGCUGGGUAUUUGACGUUGUAUGUGUUGUGUGUCUGUGGAUGGAUUUGGUGGUACUACUACGUUGUUGCAUAUCAUCUGAUAAUGUCCAAUUAAUGUUGCAAUGCCUUGAUAAUUGUUGAUUA
Hordeum vulgare subsp. vulgare (domesticated barley) is the source of this 2466-nucleotide messenger RNA. RefSeq names its product growth-regulating factor 6-like. Gene Ontology annotation, cellular component: nucleus. NCBI's taxonomy places the organism in Eukaryota, Viridiplantae, Streptophyta, Magnoliopsida, Poales, Poaceae. The record is from RefSeq and is a predicted model, not a curated record. Bases 277 to 2103 code for a protein of 608 amino acids. Gene Ontology annotation, molecular function: ATP binding. Gene Ontology annotation, biological process: developmental process; DNA-templated transcription; regulation of DNA-templated transcription. The transcript is spliced from 4 exons.